AUGGAGGCCCUACUCUCUAUGUCUUUUGACAACCUCUCCUCCUACGACCAGGCCAAGAUCCGAAAGGGACUCCGACAAGUCGAGGGUCUCCUCGCGCAGAUCUGCCUCUCGUCCAGCAACAGCUCGCCCCAAUCCGCAGCCGAGAAGCGUCGCUCAGUAAUUGAUCCUGGCAAGGAACCGCCGCCGCGCAAAGCUCUGAGCGAGCUGGGGAAUGAUCCGGCCUUUAGGGAGUUCUUCAAGUUGCAAGAUGGGUUUGAGUGGAAUGUUGCGAUGCGCCUGGUCAAUUGUCUGGAUAGGUUGUUGGGGAAGUCGCAUGAUGGCCAGAAUGAUCUGUUGAUCAUCCAGACGUUGGAUCUGAUCCAGGGGACUUUGUUACUGCAUCCACCAUCCAGGACUCUGUUCUCGCGAGAGCUGUAUAUGAAUCAUCUCCUUGACCUCCUCGAACCAAUCAAUUGUCCAGCUAUCCAAUCCGCAACAGUCAUUACUCUCGCAUGCGCCCUCAUUGAGACCCCCCAGAACGCGCGCACAUUUGAGAACCUCGACGGACUCCUGACCAUCACAUCUAUCUUCAAGUCCCGCGAAACAGGCAGAGAGGUCAAGCUCAAGCUCGUCGAAUUCCUCUACUUCUACCUCAUGCCCGAAACACCUUCCAUUCCAUCCGCGAAUAGUACCGUCUCGGUCCCAGCGAUGCUGCAACGCAGCCCUAGCAAAUUGGCAGGUGCAUUCAAUAGUCGAGAGAGUAGGAAGAGGGCCGAUAGCGAGAGUGGCAUAACCAGAACGACGGAGGAGAAGCAGGCGCUGUUGGGCAACUAUCUGAGUAGCGUAGACGACUUGGUCGCAGAUCUGAGAGAGAGCACACCAUUCGGCGGAGCACUGUCAUAG
Messenger RNA from Cadophora gregata, 882 nucleotides. RefSeq lists its product as uncharacterized. The record is from RefSeq and is a predicted model, not a curated record. The transcript has 2 exons. Bases 1 to 882 code for a protein of 293 amino acids. Lineage: Eukaryota; Fungi; Ascomycota; Leotiomycetes; Helotiales; Ploettnerulaceae.